UCACACACACCUACACACACGUUGAGUCAUCUUUACUUGACACCUUUUUACUCUUGCUGAUGUUGAAUCGUGCUUGACAUAAAGAAAAAAUAAAAACAGCCACACACCCUAUUACCUUCCCACCGGAUACUAUUUCUUUACAAGCUUCAAUCUAUGUCUUCUAAGUUGUUUCAAAUAUUUAGCCUCUAUACUUUGCUUACUGCGUGUUUCUACUACGGCACUUCCUCAAGUCAAUCUCAGUAGUGCUUUUUCUUGUUUCUGAUCUAGCCAGGAUUGAGAUGUUUGCAUGCCAUGCCUUCAAGGCCAAAAUCUCUUGCCAUUGACUGCACUACCAAGUGAUUACUAAUAUCCAACUAAGGAAGAAGAAAGAUGAAAUUUGGGAAAGAAUUUAAGAAAGAAAAGGUGCCUGAGUGGACUGAAGCCUACAUGGAUUACAAUGGCCUCAAACAAAUAUUGAGAAAUAUGAGAGCAUACAGGCAGAACAAUCACCCUGCAAUGAACAGAACCCUUAGCGGGUUUUACCGCCAAUCUAGCAGACGCUACAAUGAGGAAGAUCUUGAAAAUCAAGCAAUCGAAAUUAAGACGUUGCAGAGAGAUGGUUCCCGACAGCUUUUUGAGACAGUUUUUAUUGAACAGACCGAAGGAGGAGUUGAGUUUGAGGUAACAUUCUUCAGAAAACUUGAUGAAGAGCUCAACAAGGCAAAUAACUUCUACAAGGACAAAGUGAAGGGAAUGAUGGAUGAAGCAAAUCAGUUGAAUAAACAAAUGGAAUCUUUGAUUGCUUUGAGGAUAAGAGUUGAAAAACGUAGUUUUAAGGGGUCUAAUUCAAACAGCCAUUAUCAGCAAGAACAAAGUCAAAGCAGUGGCAGCGAAGAGAAAGUCAAAGUUGCUGAUCAGAAUCACGAUCCUGUAGAAGCUCUUGAGCAUGUGAAGAUUAACAAUACCCCUCAAUCACCGGUUUCUACGAUUAAAGAUGUGUUGAGAGACUCCAAAGUUGAGGACUUGAGUUAUGGCAAAGGGAAUUUAAGAAGAGCUGAACAACAAUUGAGAGUUGCAUUUAUUGAAUUUUACCAUAAGCUCUAUCUUCUAAAACAAUACAGUUAUAUGAACCUCUUAGCAUUUUCCAAGAUCAUGAAAAAGUAUGAAAAGAUCACAUCAAGAAAAGCAUCUAAAUUGUACAUGGAAGUUGUGGAUAACUCUGACCUUGGAGAUUCAGAUGAGAUCAUUGAUCUCAUGGAGAGGGUGGAGGCAACCUUCAUCAAGAAUUUUUCAAAAUCCAAUCGCAGUGAAGGUAUGAAAUCGUUGAGGCCAAAACAAAGAAGAGAAAAUCACAUAGUAACAUUUUUCUCAGGCUUCUUUUCCGGUUGCACAAUUGCGCUACUUGUUGCCAUUGCCUUAAAAAUUGAACUUCAUAACCUGGCAACGGAGGAGGAGGGAGUGCAGUACUUACAAAGCAUCUUUCCACUUUACAGUGUAUUUCUAUAUGCCGUCCUACACCUUCUCAUGUAUGCUGCAAACAUUUACUUUUGGAGAAGAUAUAGGAUCAACUAUCCAUUUAUAUUUGGCUUCAAGAGAGGAACGGAGUUAGAAUACAGAGAUGUUUUCCUACUAAGUACAGGGCUUGCUGUACUAGCUUCGUCUGGUUUCUUGGCAAACUUGCGUCUGGACAUGGACUCAAAUACUCAAAAACUUAAGAAAGUCACUCAACUAGUUCCUCUAGGCUUAGUCACUCUUGUUCUUCUCCUUAUUUUCUGUCCUUUAAACAUCUUAUACAGAACAAGUCGUGUCUUCUUCAUUCAAUGCCUUUUUCGCUGCAUACUCGCUCCUCUAUACCCGGUGACAUUUCCAGAUUUCUUUUUGGCAGACCAGCUAACUAGCCAGAUGCAGGCUUUAAGGAGUUGUGUUUUGUACAUUUGCUAUUAUGGUUUGGGAAAGUACUUAAGAAGGCAAGAGAAGUGCCACACCCAUGGGCUUUACAACACACUCUACUUUGUUAUUGCUGUUAUUCCAUAUUGGCUUCGUUUCUUGCAGUGCCUUCGUCGAUUAAUUGAGGGUAGAGAUAAAAUGAAUGGAUACAAUGCUUUGACGUACCUCUCAACAAUUAUUGCCGUGGUGUUUAGAACUAUUUAUGAAUUGAGAAAGGAGUCAGUCACCUGGAUGGUCUUUGCUUUGAUUAGCUCAGCUGUAGCCACUUUGGUCAACAUUUAUUGGGACAUCGUUUUUGAUUGGGGCCUCUUGAGAAGGCACUCCAAGAAUUUCUACUUAAGAGACAAACUUAUAGUGUCACUCAAAAUUGUCUACGUUGUUGCAAUGGUGUUGGAUAUAUUAUUGAGAGCGGCUUGGAUGCAACUGGUGUUGGCAUUUAAUCUGCACUCAGCCCAUAAAAUGGGAAUCACAACUACUGUAUUCUCCUUGGAAAUUAUUCGUCGUGGUAUUUGGAACUUCUUCAGAUUGGAGAACGAGCACCUGAACAAUGUAGGGAGGUACCGUGCUUUCAAAUCGUUGCCGCUUCCUUUUGCUUACUCCAAUGAUCAGAAAGAAGGGAAGGAUGAAUGAACAUCCAUAUCAUUAAUAAGUGCAUACACAGAUAGAAAAAAGCUUUUACCAGGAACAAAUAGCAAAUCUUGUAAUGGAAUUCAGAGAUUGAUUGCAAGAGAAGAGAGAUGAGCGAAAGUUUGACAGUAUAGUACGUUUAGAGAAUAGAAGAUAAGAAUAUUGCAUAGUAUAGAAUUGAGGGUAUUAUAAAAUCUAUGGGUUCCACCUCAAACAAUGAGUCUAUACGAAAAACAGACUUUUGCCGGUGCAAAUUUAUGCCGACAAAAGUUAGGUAUUGCACCGGCAAAAGCCCUCUAGGUUUUACUGAUGUAAUUUUGCGUUGGCAAAAAGUAACGAUGUACCCUUGUUGAUAAUGGUAUUUUUGCUGACGCAAAACGUAAUGUGCCGGCAAUUGUAUCUUUUGGCGACAGAAAAAUACGCUGGGAAAAAUAAGGAUGUACCAAGAAAAAAAUUUGUCGUGUUAUUGUGGAAAACAUUUUUAGUGGCGCAAAAAUGCGCCGAUAAAGAUGAUUAUUUUAGUGGCACAAAAUUGCACUAGUAAAAGAUGUGUCUUUUAGUGGUGUGUUUUUGUGCUGAGAAAGGUGGAUAUAUGUAGUGAUGUAUUUUUGCGCCAUUGAAGGUUAAGACUUUUGUUGAUGUAAUUUUGCGUCGGUAAAAUUAUUUUUUAAAUAAAUUUUUUGAUAAUAUUACUAA
This is a messenger RNA of Humulus lupulus (European hop), 3249 nucleotides long. Its product is annotated as phosphate transporter PHO1 homolog 10. The coding region runs from base 370 to 2556 and encodes 728 amino acids. Gene Ontology annotation, biological process: phosphate ion transport; cellular response to phosphate starvation. The transcript is spliced from 13 exons. Gene Ontology annotation, cellular component: plasma membrane; cytoplasm; Golgi apparatus. The record is from RefSeq and is a predicted model, not a curated record. Gene Ontology annotation, molecular function: inositol hexakisphosphate binding. Lineage: Eukaryota; Viridiplantae; Streptophyta; Magnoliopsida; Rosales; Cannabaceae.